AUGAACAUAAUGCGCAAAUUACGAGGGGGUACCAGCGUCGGUAUGGGCUCGAGCGGUACCGGUGGCCUGGACGACUGUGCCGGCGGCACGAACCCCCAGCACACCGCUCUGGGGCUUAUGCACCUCAAGAAACUCUUCUCCGAGUACACCCAUCCGCCGCAUCCCCUCUCUGACACCGAACGUGAUGAUAAAUUGUACAACAUGUUGCCAUUAUUUUGCAAGGUAUUUGGCUCUAGUCCAUCGGGAGAUAUGAACGAAAAGUUCUGGGACAUUUUGGCAUUUACGCAACAAGUAUCAAGACUGAUGGUAUCCGAAAUCAGGAGAAGAGCGAGCAACCAGAGCACCGAGACGGCGAGUUGUGCCAUCGUCAAGUUUCUGGAGAUCGAGAACAGCGAGGAGUCGAGCAACGGCUGGAUGUUGCUGUCCGCAUUGAACCUGUUGGCAGCGGGUGACACGUCUCUCAUACAAGCUAUGACCGCUGCCUCGGUUCCGUCGACCCUAGUAAAAUGUUUAUAUCUGUUCUUCGAUCUGCCCGAGAUGAACGAAGAAGACGCCGAUAUUACAGAUGCAAAUAGUGAAUUUACCCCUAGAGAACGUAGGAUACUGUUACAAAAAAUAUUUGUUCAGUUAUUGGUGAGAUUAUGUAGCCACCCUUAUCCCGCGGAGGAACUCGCCCGUAAGGACGACCUUACCUUAUUGUUCUCAGCAAUAACCAGUUGGUGUCCACAGUACAAUAUUAUGUGGCGUAAAAGUGCCGCCGAAGUCUUGAUGACGUUAUCUCGACAUGGUCUUACACAGAAUGUAGUAGCCUAUAUUCAUAAUAAAGGAUGCAUAGCACUCUGUAUCGAUAAUAUGCAACGUGUACCUGAGCUGGCACCAUUAGAAGUUGUAGAAAUGUUCGUAACGGUGUUCUGUUUUCUAAAAGACUCCAGUGAGGUUUCUCAGACAUUGUUGGAUGACUUUCGUGCUUGUCAAGGCUAUAUCUUUCUAUCGGAAUUUCUGUUGAAACACGCACCUUCGAGAUUAGAGCAAGAUAACAGAGCGGAAGCGCAAGAUGCUAUCCGAAAUUUGGUACUAAUGUUAGCAUCUUUAACAAUGUGCGGUCAUACGGAAUUAAAGCCGAGUCAAGCUAGUAUGGGAUCCUUGUUUCAAAUGCUUGGAUUUACUUUGCCACAACCAAGUAACAGAGGAGGAAGCGUUCGUAAUAUUCAGGCGUUCCAAGUAUUGCAAUCUGUAUUUGUGAAAUCUAAUUCACCACUUCUGUGUUGCACUAUACUUGACGCGAUAUCUAGCGUGUAUCACAGCGAUAACGCGAAUUAUUUCAUUCUCGAGGGACAGAACACCCUGUCCCAGUUUGCGGAGAAAAUUCACUUGAAGAAUCCAGAAAUACAAGAGAAAUUCUUUCAACUGUUGGAAUUCAUUGUUUUUCAACUUAAUUUCGUUCCGUGUAAAGAACUCAUAUCUCUGUCUAUUUUAUUGAAAACGAACAAUUCAAUCUCGUGCAGUAUUAUGUGUAUGGAAACUCUCCUUAAUAUACUCAGACACAAUACCAUAUUUAAAGAUGUUUAUAGAGAAGUUGGUAUGUUAGAAGUUUUUGUGACUUGUCUUCAUCGGUACGCGACAUUACUUAAGGAUAAGCAAGCCGCAAUUGAUCAAGGAUUAGAAUAUACGAUAUGCUCCGAGGAUGAACGGUUGGGUGCCUUAGUAAUGGAGGCUUUAACAACACUAUUAGCGAGUAAUGUUCAAAAUGCGAAUGUCUUUAGAGAAUGUGGAGGCGCGCGUUGCGCUCAUAAUCUAGUGCCCUAUGUAGAUUGUCGGUAUCAAGCGCUUGGUAUCGUGAGAGAAUUGAUACUCAGCGCGGGUGGCGACGACGACAUGGCUACACUGUUGGGAGUUAUGCAUUCGGCACCUCCUAAUGCCUUGAUUUUAAAGACACAUAUAUUAAAGUCUCUGUUAGCCUGUUUGCGCGAGUCGCAUAGGACUAGAACGGUUUUCCGGAAAGUCGGGGGCUUCGUUUACGUAAUGUCAGUUCUGGUGUCUCUGGAAAGUCAGUUAGGCCCGCAAAGAUCGGAGAAGAGUGAACCUUGUAACGACAUCAUACAAAGGACUAUGCAGGACGAGAGCCAAUUGCUAACGUUGUUACACGUGGUAUUUCAUACUAUAAGUACAGCUAUGCGAUUUGAGCCGGCAAACGCGAAAUUCUUCCAUCAUGAGAUUUGCCAAUCGAGUCUGUGCGAUACUUUACGCCUCCUCGGAUGCUUCUCGACGCAGACGAAAAUCUCAGAGAUGGAUAUGAUACCGACUAUGAAUUACCAUAAUAUGCUAAUAUCAUUAUUUACCGGGAGUGUAUUGGACCCAAUAUUUCCCGAUAAUAUGCCAAAGACAUUAGGAUACGCGUGCUUGCUGCUGCGCUUGCUUUACGACGUGGCGCUCGAUUCCUUUGACAAACCCAAUUUAGCUAAUGUUGGGAUAAGGUCACCGAGUCACAAGCAAAAUUGCAUGGAGCAAAAGUCAUCAUUCGACUCUCCUGGAAGCGGCAAGAGAUGUAUUAUAAAUUCCUUAAACCUAAGCCCACCUGCACCCGAGCCAAUUGUAGUUCAUCCUGGUAUAGUAGUAGGAAUGCUUCACUUACUCCCGUCUAUAUCCGAACCAUCCAAUCCGCAAAUGGCACUAGCGUUACAAUUGUAUGUGGCGGAGAUCAUCAAGAGCUUAGUACGGUCAGAAAGAAAUCAGCAGGUGAUGUGUGAAGCCGGUAUGGCCGGUGAAUUGCUUUCAGUAGGUAGAAUCGCUUUGCAAGACGAAACGCAUCCGCUUCAUCAACCUCUGCAGUACAUCAUAGAGAGACUCGCUGCGCAAUCGCUUGAACCGAGAGAUCUAAGAGAAUUUCUACGUUUGGGUGAUCCAUUAUGUUGCAUUUCAUUGGAUGAUAUCGAGCCGAACAAGUUCAGAGGUGGACCAGUUCCUUUAACGCGGAUUAAGACACUAGUGUCGAUGACGACACCCAAGGACUUCAGGGCUCACGGUUCGUGCACCUUGCCACCUUUCGUCGAGUUGGAUAUGAGCGCCGAGGGAUUUGCGUGUUUGUAUCUACCGAGUGUCGCUCCGCAAAGUACCACACCUCCUACAGUUGUUUCUGCGGAUAACAGUGUACUUGGAGGAAUUGGAUCAGGCGACAGAUUAUUUCCACCGCAGACCGGCUUAACAUACAGCACAUGGAUAUGUGUUGACAAAUUUAGUGAUCCCAGAACUGAUCCCCAUUGCGUAAGAUUACUGACAUUGGUGCGUACUCCGCAAUCGGCGAGAGACUUAAUUUGCCUGACUGCAAUUCUUAGCGCUAGAGAUAAGGCUAUUAUUGUUUCCACUCAGGAGACACCCAUUCCGCAAAAUACAGGCGAAUGGGAACCCGAAGGAACGGGCGAAUGCGGUGCCAGAGUUUGGUGUCCCGAUUUACUUCACGAAGGACAGUGGCACCACAUAGCUAUCGUGUUAAACCGCGCGGUUCUGAAAAACUCUAGUUUCUCAUUAUACUUGGAUGGUCAACAUAUCCAUAGUCAAAAGCUUCAUUAUAUUACACAAGUUCCUGGAGGUGGGGCGGCCAACUUGACCGUGGCUUCGCCAGUUUACGGCUACAUUGGUACACCACCCUGCUGGCGCAGAUAUUCUAGAUUGACGUGGAAACAAGGACCGUGCCAUUUGGUGGAGGAAGUGUUUAAUUCUCAGAACAUUGCUACUUUGUUCAGACUGGGUCCGCAUUACAUGGGAAGCUUGCAAGCACCACAAUUGAGUGGCCCUGAACCUCUAGCGCCUCUUGUGGCUGAAGAGAAGGUUGUGUUUGGACUGAAUGCAAAAGCCAUGUCGCAGUUAACUUUAGCUAAAAUCCGGAAGGUUUACAGUCGAGCGGAUAAUAAGUCAAUUGCCAAACAACUUGGCAUGUCAUCGCAUGAGAAUGCCACACCUAUCAGAGUCCUUCAUAAUUCCGCGGGGCAUCUCAGUGGUCCAGCCAGAGCAUUAGGCGGUGUAGUUGUCGGUUACCUUGGCGUUCGUGUAUUUAGUCCUAAACCAGUAGCUACUAUGAUCGACAAUGUAGGAGGAUGUUCAGUGUUAUUAGGUUUAAUAGCUAUGGCCCAAGACGUAGAAUCUUUGUAUGCGGCUGUUAAGGCACUAGUAUGCGUAGUAAGAUCCAACCAAGCGGCCCAACAAGAGAUGGAUCGCAGGAGAGGAUAUCAGACUCUGGCUAUGUUGUUAAGAAGAAAAUGUCCUCUCCUAAAUAGUCAUAUAUUGCAUCUAACGUUCAGUCUCGUUGGGACAGUCGACAGCGGUAGAGAAACUAGUGCAAUUCCUAAUGUCACAGCGUUUCAGGAUCUCUUAUGUGAUUUGCAAGUUUGGCAUGAAGCUCCAGGAGAAUUGCUAAGAUCUCUCCUCGAACAUUUGUACGAACUAAUAGCGGAAUCCAGUGAGAAACGAACUAACUUGCGAUUAAUGAGAGAUUUACAAUUAGUACACAAACUAUUGCACAUCUUAAGCGAUGUAAAGCUAGGUAGCACCAGACAAAUCCUUUUAGCGCUUCUCAGUAUAUUAUUGAGUCAACCACGACAAGCUGAUCUAUUAUGGUUUGGACAAUUUAUUGUGGCUACCUUACCGCUAUGUUCCGAAAAGCACCUAAUCCUUAGAGAAGGAGAUGGACCCAAAGAUGGGGAAGGAGAGAGCAUACUUUUACGCAAUCGUUGUUUACAGCUUUUACAUUCGUUGUUGUUUAAUGGAUCCAAGGUUAAUGUAAAUAUGUGUGAAGAAGUAGCUAAAGUUUUGGGCCUAGAUUGGGUGCUACUGUUCCUCCAGUCUGGUCUUCAUAGUACUACAGUCGUCUGGGGGUUACGUAUACUCGUAGCGAUAUGUUCUGUGCAAUCGAUUCUGCAAAAGUUCAAAGAGGGCACGAGCAAUGGUGGUUGGCUGCGACAUACCGAUCACAAUAAGAUGGCACUAGCACUUGGUUGUCACCAACAAAUGUCGACUGGUGAAAUUAAACCAUCCGGGCUUCACGUACCAGGAUUUCAGCAUCUGGGCUGGUUGCUUCCGCAACAUAUCGAUCUUGUUCCGGAACUUUAUUUCCUUUUCAUCGCUCUCAUGAUGGGACAGCCUGUAAAAUUACUACCUACCGAUUCAAAGCUCGAUUUAGAUAAUGUUUGGAAUUUUAUGUUCGGAGUUCCGGCAAAUCACACAUUAUCGUCCUUUGCUAGUAGAAUUAAUCUUUGUCCUGAAGCGAUGGUCACACUACUAGCUAUGGUGCGGACCAUGUUAAACAGCCAUUCGAACAACCCGGAAGUGUUGCCAGAGUGGUUAAACGAUUAUCCCGUGACAAUAAUACAAUUCCUGUUCUUCCUUUACCGCAAUUUCACCGACUUCAUGCAAGUCUUUAUGUCCGCGGAAGUUCUGGGUGCCUUAGCUGGAACCUUGUUUCCGAAACCCGCGAGUUCUAGUCAGGAUAGCAGCGGUGCCAGUACCCCAGCCGACGAGCAAGAACCAGUAUUAGUGAGAUCACCAUCGAAAGAUGUUGGGCUGACAAAUCACCCGGCGAAGAAGUUCAUAAUGGACUUUUUUAAAGUUAUCGUCGUCGACUCGCUCUCAUUGCCAGUUACAGCAAAGUCGCCAGCGAUAGAUCUUGUCUUGGAGGCAUGGCCGGAACAUGCGUCGUCGGGACAACAAAUGCGUUAUCAGACGGAGGUGUUGUCUAUAUUAAUGGAGCAUUUGUUAGCCGCCGAUGUAUUGAUCGGGGAACAGGCCGCAUUGCCUGUCGUUCCCGGUGGAUCGGCCAAUAAUAUAACCAAUAAUGUUUGUUACGUGGCAGCCAGAAUAGUUGACAAAUUGUGGCAAGGUGCUUUGACAAAGGAUCCGCACGAGGUAUUCGAUUUUAUCGUAAAACUAAUUGGUCAAGCGAAAAGACGACCUGGUGCUGUCAGUAUGGAAGGUCUUCAUCACUGCCUGAAUAGGACAAUUUUAUUCUUACUGUCACGUCCGACCGAAUCUAUUGCCGAUCAAAUGGCGGUACUAGAGGCAUUACAUAAGCUUACUACUCAUAGAUUAUUAGUGUUCGGUGCUGGCAAUCAUGAAUUAGAAUUUAUCGGCUGUUUAACGUAUUGCCUCUUACAACUGACGGCUGAUAUAAGGAUUAUGUUAGACAUCAAUAUGAAAACUCUGUGGCACGUUAAUCCGCAAGUGGAAGCCAGCGACGAUAGACUAAUGUCUCAUCAGGGGCACAAUUUAAUGGCUGUAGCGGCAACGAGAGUCUGGGAGGAGUUGUACGUAUGCAAAAAGCCCGCAAUAGAGGAAGUUUUCAAAGUGACUUUGUCGACGCCCGUGGGUAACGAGCGAGCACCAGAAUUGCCGGUCGUGAGAGAACAAGUUUACGAAGCUGCGUUCAAAGUUUGGCACAAUUACGUAGGUUCAGAAAAAAAAGCCCCAUACAAAAUUCCCUGGGAACUUCACAAUCAGAUACAGUCGAAAAUCCAAAGGGUGACAGGAGGAUUAACAAGAUUGGCGAGCCGAACAAAAGUGCGAAAAGAGGAGUCUGUGCGUGUAAGGCUUAGAUUACAUCAGAGUACUGUUGCUCAAUGGACGGAGCAACAUGUCGCGUUAGUCAGAGAACUUGCUGCGGUAAGACGUCUACAGCAUCAACAGACAAACCUGCACACUCAACGUUACGUUUAUCAAGAAUGGCUGCAAACUGAAACGGAAUUGACUAGGGAACGCGGUCUUUGGGGAUCUCCGACACCGACUAUAUUGGACAAAUGGAUGUUGGAUAUGACUGAAGGGCCGUGUAGAAUGCGAAAGAAGAUGAUGAAGAAUGAACUCUUCUAUGUACAUUAUCCAUAUCGGCCUGAAUUAGAGCACCCUGAUAAUAAACAGCUAAAGUACAAAGUAGCGUCGAGCAUGGAUAGCAAGGAAUACUAUCUGAAGCAACUCGGCAAUUCAUCGGGAAUGUUCGAACGCGAACGAGAUCCCGUUAUAGAUGAUACACCAUUAAACAUCAACGAAACCUCCACCGAGAGCGAGCCACCAAUGGUUCCGUGUACGCUGGAACGUCACGCUAGUGAACCGGACGAAGCGCCCGAAGAUAACGAACAAGAAGAGGAGAACAAUCAAACGGUUCCGGACAAUCAAACUUUGAUACGUCUACUCGAGGAGCACGAGAAGAUAAGUCACAUGUUCAGAUGCGCGCGAAUACAGGGUUUGGACACGACCGAGGGUCUCCUUUUAUUUGGAAAGGAACAUUUCUACGUGAUCGAUGGAUUCACAUUGUUAAAAUCUAGGGAGAUAAGAGAUAUAGAGAGUUUGCCGGACGCGUACGAACCAAUCCUACCAUCACCAGGAUCGCCCAGAAGAUCAAGAGCGAUGAGACAGUGCUCCAAGUUUAAUUACGAAGACAUCAGGGAAGUACACAAAAGACGAUACUUAUUACAACCCAUGGCACUGGAAGUAUUCAGCGGAGAUGGUAGAAACUAUUUACUUGCAUUUCCGCGGAAAGUGAGGAACAAAGUUUACCAAAGAUUCAUGACGUUCGCUACUGCGAUCGCCGACAGCGCUCAGCAGUCCGUAGCGGGUCAAAGGCGUACGGCGAAUGUUGAGCAAGCCACCGGUCUGCUAUCGAAUCUUAUAGGGGAAACUUCAGUUACGCAAAGAUGGGUGAGAGGAGAAAUAUCUAAUUUCCAAUACCUGAUGCAUCUUAAUACUCUGGCGGGCCGUAGCUACAAUGAUCUUAUGCAGUACCCGAUAUUCCCGUGGAUCUUGGCAGAUUACGACAGCGAGGAGCUAGAUCUCACGGACUCGUCGACGUUCAGAGAUUUUAGCAAACCUAUGGGCGCACAAAGUCCCGAACGAUUGUUACAAUUUAAGAAGAGAUAUAAAGAGUGGGAUGAUCCGCAUGGAGAGACUCCCCCUUAUCACUAUGGCACACAUUAUUCCUCAGCGAUGAUAGUAUGUUCCUACCUAGUUAGAAUGGAACCGUUCACGCAACACUUUCUUAGAUUACAGGGUGGGCAUUUCGAUUUAGCCGACAGGAUGUUCAAUAGUAUAAAAGAAGCGUGGCUAUCUGCUUCCAAGCACAACAUGGCCGACGUAAAGGAACUUAUCCCAGAAUUUUUUUACCUCCCAGAAUUCUUAGUCAAUUCGAAUCACUUUGAUCUAGGCUCUAAGCAAAGCGGUGUUCAACUCGGCGAUAUCGUUCUUCCACCUUGGGCGAAGCAGGAUCCUCGCGAAUUCAUUCGCGGACACAGACUCGCGUUGGAGUGUGAUUACGUGUCGCAGCAUCUCCACCAGUGGAUCGAUCUGAUAUUUGGAUGUAAACAAAACGGCCCAGCGGCUGUCGAGGCCGUGAAUGUGUUCCAUCAUCUGUUCUACGAAGGCAACGUUGACAUUUACAACAUCGAUGAUCCGCUGAAAAAGAAUGCGACUAUCGGCUUCAUCAAUAAUUUCGGCCAGAUACCUAAGCAAUUAUUCAAGAAGCCGCAUCCGGCGAAGAAGAUGACGCAAAGGACCAGCGUUAUAGAUCCUGGGCCCAUUACCCCUGGACUGAGCAUCACCACGUCUGACAAGUUGUUCUUCCACAAUCUUGAUAAUUUAAAACCAUCGCUGCAACCUAUUAAAGAAUUAAAGGGUCCCGUUGGACAAAUACUGCACAUUGACAAAGCUGUGUUAGCGGUGGAGCAAAACAAGACUCUCAUCCCACCCUCCUACAACAAAUAUGUGGCGUGGGGAUUCGCCGAUCAUUCUCUCAGAAUAGGAAACUACGACAGCGAGAAGGCGAUCUUCGUCGGCGAGGCCAUGAUGCAAAGCAGCGGGGAGAUAGUAGCGUGCGUUUGUCCGUCUUCCAAAUUGAUCGUUACUGCUGGCACCAGCUCCGUCGUCACUGUUUGGGAAUAUGCCAAGCGGCAGCUUUCCAUAAAACAAUGCCUGUACGGACAUAUUGAUGCAGUCACAUGUUUAUCGUCCAGUCCCGCAUACAAUGUUAUCGUGUCAGGAUCGCGAGAUGGUACAGCGAUCAUAUGGGACUUAUCUCGAUGUUUGUUCGUGCGUCAGCUCAGGGGCCACGCAGGACCAGUGGCUGCAGUGGCCAUAAAUGAAUUAACGGGAGACAUAGCUACUUGCGCGGCUACAUGGCUACACGUGUGGAGUAUCAAUGGAGAAGAAUUGGCGAGCGUUAAUACUUGUGUCGGUCGCGCCGACAGAAUGCAACAAAUAUUAUGCGUCGCUUUCAGUCAGACCCACGAAUGGGAUUCCCAAAAUGUUAUUAUGACUGGCUCUACUGACGGCGUUGCUCGUAUGUGGUCGAUGGAUUAUGUGCAAGUGCCUGCGGAGGAAGACAAACCUGAGGAAGUGACAACUGCCAAAGAAAAGAACGAGAAGCAAAACACGGAAGGCAAUCAAACUGAAACGAAAAAGAGAGUUCAGGAAUUAGUCAAACAAAUGAGUAUAUCUGCUGAAGGAUCAGCUGCACUUAUGAAAAGUGGCUCUGAAAGCAGUCUCUCCGAAGCAGAAAAUGCCAAAGAAGCUUCUAGGCUUCACGAGGAAAAGGAGGAGUGUUCCGAUAAUGAAUCUAGUAAUUCAAGUAAUAAACCUUCACCUCAGAAUAAUCACGCAUCACUGGUCGUACUGCGUAGGAAAAGUCGCGGAAAUCCGAUGUUCAGGAAAAGCGAGGGCGGCGGACGUGCUGAUAGUGAGGGAACGCAAACCAACGAAUCCGUCAGUAAUUCUGGAGAUUCUGAAGGAGCAUUGAGGGCUAGUAAAAGCGACACCAGUCUGACCGACAGUUUCGUUAUGGUUACCGAAGCUGACACAAAACCGCGAAAGAUCAAUCCGCAAAACAUUUUGCGGGACGGUUUCAAGUGGCAAAGACAAUUAGUAUUCCGCAGUAAAUUAACAAUGCAUACUGCCUACGAUCGUAAAGACAAUGCAGAACCAGCAUCCAUUACGGCCCUAGCAGUGUCAAGGGAUCAUAGGACGGUGUAUGUGGGCGACACUCGCGGUAGAGUAUUUUCGUGGAGUGUGUGCGAACAACCUGGACGCACGGUCGCCGAUCAUUGGUUGAAAGAUGAGGGAGCGGACUCUUGCGCUGGUUGUGGCGUCAGGUUCAACCUGUACGAAAGGAGACACCAUUGCCGCAACUGUGGGCAAGUAUUCUGCUCAAGAUGCAGCCGAUUCGAGUCCAAAAUAUCCAGGCUAGGUAUCCUAAAGCCGGUUAGAGUCUGUCAGGGCUGUUAUUCGUCAUUACGGUCUCAGAGUAAUUCUACCGAGAGUAACACUUAAUGCGACAGCACGGAGUCUUAUCUUACAUAAAUCGUUAAAUUAUAUGGAAAGCUCUUAGCGGGUUGUAAAUACUUAUAAGUGUACCUAUUAAUCUUUUAGUUGAAAUUCUGUACACGAACAAAAAAAAACACAAAGCAUUCUAUUAUACCUCGUGUGCGAAUUAAACGCGCGAUCUACUGUAUUGUAUCUAUUUUUUAUGGAUGAGUUGAUGCAGUCGUAAUUCUAUUCGUAUUUGCGUAAGCAAAGACAUUGUUGCAUUUUUAUUCUUCGCGAUGACAUUUCCAUUAUUAACCGACUUAUUGAAGCAACAACAAGGUAAUGAUUAAUAUAAGUGUUAAGUACUAGGUUGUACAUUCCUUGUUGACUGUUUCAAGUCGUGGAUAGGAUAUUAUUAACUUGCGAAGGAAAGAGAUAAACAAUCCUAAUAUAUUAAGAUGCAUUAUAUACAUAUUUAAUAUACUUUUUAUUAUUGACAAA
Molecule: messenger RNA, 10773 nt
Organism: Solenopsis invicta (red fire ant)
Lineage: Eukaryota; Metazoa; Arthropoda; Insecta; Hymenoptera; Formicidae
Gene: bchs
Product: WD repeat and FYVE domain-containing protein 3
Exons: 46
Coding region: 1-10296 (3431 amino acids)
Molecular function (GO): protein binding; metal ion binding
Source: RefSeq, a predicted model, not a curated record